This is a messenger RNA of Paramecium primaurelia, 436 nucleotides long. Lineage: Eukaryota; Ciliophora; Oligohymenophorea; Peniculida; Parameciidae. The record is from the annotation of a GenBank genome assembly.
AUGAAUAAUAAUUAAUUCUAAACCAGAUAGUGGGAAUAAUAAUAUGCCAAACAUAAAAAGUCAGUUGAAUCAAUUGAGCAUAGAAAUAACAAAUUUCCUGAUCAAGUUGAAGAAAUUUUAUAAAGAUGUAAAAAUAUAACUUACUAAUCAAGAAAAGGAAGCAAAUAAAAAAGUUUAAAAUAGUUAGAAUUUCAAAUAAAAAGAAGUACUUUCAAGAAUUACAGCUUCUAAUUUGAUACUCUCAAAGAAACUUUAACAAAUAGAAAAUAGAAAGCAAAUAAAGUUUAUGUAAAAUCAAUUAUAUAAAUUAAGUGAUGCUCCAAUACGUUUGUCAACUAAAUCACUUAGAGAUGAAAAUUAUAAUAAAAUUAAAGUAGAAAAUCAUAAGCAAUUUGAAAGAAUAACUUAAGUUAAAGGUACACUAUAAAAUUAAUGA